GGUUCCUGUUUCGGUCGAAUUACUGCGAAUCUGCAGUAAAUUCUGCAAUUUAUAAAUCGGUUCGCUUUCGGAUCUGUAAUGGUCGGAGUCGGGCGGAGAGGCGGUGACGGUCCGUCCAUCUUGGAAGUCGGCCUCCCCUCCACAACAUAACCAAACCCAAAGCCAAGCGUUUUCCACGGCUUGGCUCGAAUCGGUAGUUGUUUACGGGAAAAAAGUUACGAUUGAGGCUGAUGGUCGAGCUCGGAUGAAAAAUGUCGGGCAACGUUGAUAUUGACCUGUAUGCGGACGAUCUUGAACACGACUUCGCACAGGAGGAAUUCGCCGGGGAAGGGAUUGAUCUGUACGACGACGUGAUCGCGGGACAGACGACCACCGUCGCAGAGACGCUCCAGACGUCGACGAGCAGCAAUUCAUCCCAGCCCAGGAGCGAGACCCCGGCGGCUACGAACCACUCCACCUCCUAUUCACAGCACACAGGUAGGAAAUUCCAACUGUACGUUGGUAAUCUGACAUGGUGGACGACGGAUCAAGACGUGACCGACGCCAUCGUCGGCCUGGGGAUCAACGAUUUCCUCGAGGUCAAGUUUUUCGAGAACCGGUCCAACGGACAAUCGAAGGGUUUCUGCAUUGUCUCCCUCGGGUCGGAGCAGAGUAUGAGAAUCUGCAUGGAACGUCUGUGUAAAAAGGAGCUGCACGGACAGUCGCCGGUCGUCACCUACACUUCCAAGCUGGCGCUGAGCCAGUUCGAGGCGCAGACCAAGACGAGGCCGAUGCCUCCCGCCAACAACCAGGGCCAGGCGAGGAUGCAGCAUCCGGGACCGCACUCGGUGACGCCGCGGGUGAUGAUGGGCCCGCCUCAGAUGAGGAACCGGCUCCAACCGCCGGGUAUGCAGCAGGGGCCUAGGAUGCCCCCGGGGCCGCACAUGGGCGGACCUCCUGGACCCCACGGAGGCCCUCCCAAUCAGCAGCAUCCUGGAUUCCACAACAACUGGCAGAAUGGGAUGCGACAGAACGGCCCACCUCGACCACCAGGGCCUCCGCAGAACAUGGGGCCCCAGCGUCCGGGAGGACCCAUGCCAGGCAUGCAGUUCCAAGGACCUCCUCCACCCGGACAAGGGCCUCCUCCGAGACCGAUGCCUGGCUUACCAGGAGGACCACCACCACCUCCUCCUCCAGAUCAAAGAGGACCACCUCCGAGGCCAGAUUGGAACAGGCCACCUGGAAUGCAAGGACCAGGUGGGUUCAUGCCUCAUCAGCAAGGAAUGCCGCUUCAAGGACCCCCUGCUCCUGGUCAGGGCCCUCCGAACCGAGGUCCCCCUCCUCCACAGAUGGGCGGUGGACCCCCACAAGGUGGCGGAGGAUCGCAUGGAAACCCUUCUUUCUUUCCUCAAGGAAAUAUGCACCAACAACAUAACGGGCCGCCACAGGGUCCUCCACCUGGGCCUCAAGGGCCUCCCCAAAGUUCUCACGGGCCUCCGCCGGGUUACGGCCCUCCUCCUCAAACGAGGAUGCAUCAGUAUGUUGGAGGUCCUCCUCCUCCAGAGCAUAGGCCUGAAACACCCGCCCUUUCUGAAACUGAAUUUGAAGAAAUAAUGGCAAGAAAUAGGACAGUAUCGAGUUCUGCAAUAGCUAGAGCUGUUUCAGAUGCGGCGACCGGAGAAUAUUCCAGUGCUAUUGAGACACUGGUCACAGCUAUUUCUCUUAUUAAACAGUCGAAAGCCUCAAAUGAUGACAGAUGCAAGAUACUUGUUUCAGCGCUUCAAGAUACUCUACAUGGUGUUGAAACAAAAAGCUACGGCCCGAGGAGAGAUAGGUCGAGAUCUCGGGAUAGGGAUCGAGCACAUCGUAGAUCCAGAAGAGAGAGAUCCCGGACAAGAGAUAGAGAAUAUAGAGACAGGAGCAGAGACAGGGAUCGUGAGAGGGACAAAUAUUAUGCCGAUUAUGCCCGAGAUAGGUCUAGGUCUCGGGACAGGGAACGUGACUACAGGGAUAGAAGUAGGGAAGACAGUUCAGCCAGGCAGAAUGUCCGCUCGAGGAUGAAAUCGCCAGAUCCACCUGAUACCACAUCAGUUGGAAGCUCUAAAUCCCGUUAUUAUGACGAUCGUUAUCGGGAUAGGGAUAGGGAAAGGGAGAGGGAAUCGAAUAGAAGGGAGUCAGACCGAGAUAGGGAUCGUGACAGGGACAGAGAUCAGAGAGACAGGGAGAGGGCGGAAUCGUCCCACAGAAGCUCCAGGCAUUGAUCUCCAUGAGUAGUAAGUCCAUUUCCCUUUGCUCAAGAGCAAAUUCAUAUGUAAAGAAUAACAUUACAGAAAGAACUAUUCCUUACAUCCUUCUAACAUUACUUACCUUGUAAGAAAUUUUUAUUAGACUUGCCUUUAUUAUUUUAUUUCUUAGUAAAUAAAUAAAAUAAGACUCUUUAACUUCUACCCCUCUCUGAGAGUCAUUUGCUUCCUUUUUUUUCUCAAUUACUUUCUAUUACUUUCAUUUCUUUUUAAAUGACUAUUAACAAUAGCAUUACGUCUAAAUUGUCACAACGUUAAUUGUAACAGUGUUAGACGUGUCUAAGUACUGAUACAUUUAACACAGAACUUGUUAUUGUAAUACCUGUGACAACAUGAAAUAAAUAAGAAGAACAGGAAACAAGAGGAACUAUAAAAAUAUUGCUUUACAUCAACAUUUUCAUUUCGUCAAUGCUAAAUAAUAUAAAACUAGUUUUAUCUGAGAAUUUGAAUAGUAAAACACUAUUGGAAUUGUCACCUCUUUAUUUUAUAGUUUGAUGAGAAUAAUAAAAUAUGUGUACAAUUAUUA
Cimex lectularius (bed bug) is the source of this 2808-nucleotide messenger RNA. It is a transcript of the gene Cpsf6, whose product is annotated as cleavage and polyadenylation specificity factor subunit CG7185. NCBI's taxonomy places the organism in Eukaryota, Metazoa, Arthropoda, Insecta, Hemiptera, Cimicidae. Gene Ontology annotation, molecular function: mRNA binding. Gene Ontology annotation, cellular component: mRNA cleavage and polyadenylation specificity factor complex. The coding region runs from base 252 to 2240 and encodes 662 amino acids. Gene Ontology annotation, biological process: mRNA alternative polyadenylation. The record is from RefSeq and is a predicted model, not a curated record. The transcript has 2 exons.